Messenger RNA from Hypanus sabinus (Atlantic stingray), 6364 nucleotides. It is a transcript of the gene slx4, whose product is annotated as SLX4 structure-specific endonuclease subunit homolog (S. cerevisiae). The record is from RefSeq and is a predicted model, not a curated record. Gene Ontology annotation, biological process: meiotic DNA double-strand break processing; resolution of meiotic recombination intermediates; interstrand cross-link repair. NCBI's taxonomy places the organism in Eukaryota, Metazoa, Chordata, Chondrichthyes, Myliobatiformes, Dasyatidae. Gene Ontology annotation, cellular component: Slx1-Slx4 complex; nucleus. The transcript is spliced from 15 exons. Gene Ontology annotation, molecular function: DNA binding; enzyme binding. The coding region runs from base 225 to 5564 and encodes 1779 amino acids.
GGCAACCGCAGGAAACAUGGCGAGGAACCACUUCCGGUGCGAACGGAGCGGGGCAAAAAAUACAGCCCGCAGCCGAGAGUAUCGGACCGGGACCGGUGUCGCGGGAGGGCAGCCCUGGUGUGGGGCACACGGAAGUACGGAGCCCGGAGGCGCUGCGGAGUAAUGCCCCUGGCCGAGAGAUGGUUUCAGGCUGUGGUUUCUAACGUCUGUCCCGCGCCGAAGUGAUGGAUGAAUCUGAUGAUGACUUUGUCGAGCUGGUGAAAAGGGCGCCCCGGCACACAGCUGAAGCUGGAGACAGGCGCUGUAAGUCAGUCAGCUGGGACCCGCCAGUUUCCUUCCCCGCAAGGGCGAAGCUGAAGCAAAAGCAGGCGCCUUCCAGCGAGCCCAACAGAAGCAGCGAUGGGAACCCCGGGAGCCAGCAGGCGGGGGGUCCGGAGAGCCAGGGACCCAACCCACAGGCCGCUCCCUGCAGCCGCCUUGGACAGCUGACUUGUGGGGACUCACCAGGCCCGACAAACCCCAACGCUGCACAGCUGCGUGGGGCCUCAGGGGUCAGAGAUGGUUUCACAGGGAUUUUCUUCGGCAGGCGUUCUAGCCGUUCCCAGACGCGGACGGCCCGCCAGCUGGGCGUGAAAGAGCGAGUGCUGGGGAACAUGCAGAAAUUUAGGAGGAAGGAGCCCGAGCGGCUGCGGCACGCGACUGAUGAGGACACGCGUUCGACUCCAGCUCUUCAAGAGGAUGGGAAGAGGGAGGUGGCCGGCUCACACAAUCCACACCAGGGCAGUGGCGGAGAGCAACACCAUCUGCCCUCGGUAUCCCUCCCUGUAAAGUUCACUUCCGGUGAAUGGCAACAGCACGCAGCCAGCGACGUGUCCUCGCCACGGGAGCUCCAAAAGGAAAUACGAGCAGCCGCUGUCUACACGCUGGAAGACAACGGGCUCUUCUUCUGCCUGAUCUGUCAGAAAGAUCUCUCCAACAUGAACUCUGUCCGGCGCACACAGCAUAUCAACAGGUGUCUGGAUGAAGGAGAGCAGAGGGCAGCUGAAGCCACCUCUACAAUCGUACCUCCAGUUCCCGAGUGUCCAAUCUGUGGGAAGCGUUUUAAAACCUUGAAGGGCCGAGUGAGUCACCUCAAACGCUGUGCGAGUGAAAUGGAGGUGCCUCCGCAGCUCCUGCUGCAGGCAGUCCAGAGACAGAACUCACAACCUCCUGAAAACUCGGCUCCUCGCGCCGGUGCCAGUGUUCAGCCUGGUCGAUCAAAGAGGAAAGGUUCAUCAAGAGAAAAGCAAGUGACGAAGAGGUGCAGGCAGCAAGUGGACGAGGAAACAAUGGUUGCUAUGGCCUUAUCGGCCUCUCUGUUAGAACAGGAAAGACGGCAAGAGGCAGAACUGACCGCAAGUCUGCAGGCUCAGAACUUCAACCUGCCCAAAACAGUGCCUCCUGCUGACAGGAAAGGUCAAAAGAAGAAAAAGACUGGCCCUUCAUUGUUAUUGAUGCAGGACCCUGAAUUGACCCUUAAACGCGUCCAGGACCGCCUGUCGCUGCUCUUGUCAGAGGAACGAGAGGAAUGCCCCACCCCGCCACUACCUGCCAGUACUUUUACCCCGGGCGGGGUCCUGAAACGCAUCUGGCACGUGCAGCCAGGGACAGCUGAGCAAGACAGCCUCUGGUGUCGCAGUGCCUUGUCCAGAACUGGUGAAGGGGACACCGCGCUGUUCUACACAAGUGACCUGGUCCCUCCUAUAAUCCCCUGGAAGCCACAACAGGAGAAAGCUCGGGCUCGUGAGGAAUCACUGUUACCCUCUGCAGUCUCCACAGAGGCCAUUACCAGACCCACCCCCGGGCUGGCCUCCCCACACUCCUCAGCAGAGGAUAAGUUUGCGGCUGGGAGUGAGCAGGAACGCACCUUCUUCGACCUGAUGGACUUAGCAGGCGAGGGAUUGACACUGACGCAGUGGCAGUCUGAAGUGAACACAGAGGAAGGCAGUGAGGGAUCAGGAAGUGAAGGAAACAAUUGUCCAAUUGUGCCGAGUGGAUUUGUCCCAGCCCAGAGCGAGGGAGGAUGUGCAAACAGCCUGCAGAGUGGACUGAGGAAGCUGGCCGCGGACCUGGGCGCGAUGGUGAACAACCCUCACCUGAGUGACGUGCAGCUUCAGCUGGACAGUGGCGAGGUUGUGUAUGCUCACCAGUUCAUUCUCUACGCUCGCUCUCCACGCCUCGUGCAGUCUGUGCACAGUGAGGGGUUCCUGGUGGAAGAGGACAACACCACUGAGACUCGACGACUCUUACUGCCUGAUGUUACAGUGCAAGCAGUUCUCUCCUUUCUACGUUACCUGUACAAUGCCAGUGUCUCGCUGUCGCCCGCCGUGCUUCCAGACCUGCGUGCACUUGCCAAGAGGUUCGCUGUGAGUGAGCUGGAUGAGAUGUGCAGAACCUAUUCAGCGGGAGCUGAGCCUCAUGGGGAGGAUUCUGAAAAUGAUCCGUUUGCUGGAGUUAAAGAUGAAGAUUAUGGGAUCAGAGAAGACCACCUGCAGGAUCUCCUGAGGUCCAUGUGGAUGGAUGAAGUUGAAGAGCAAGCCUUCCUUACCCCAGCUGCAGAGGAUGAUGGCGCAGACAAAGCCGACGAGAGAGUUGGGGACGAGGAGUUAGACGAGCUCUAUCAGUUUGCCGCAACUCAGAGAACCUCGCUGAAGAACAUUCAAACGAGCGGGAGGCUCAGCCUUGAGAAUGACAGUGCAGAGACUGGGGGAGAGGUUGACACCUCUGGAGAAAGUGAGCCGAGUGUGGAAGAACCAAGGACGGCAAGUCUGCCUGAUGAAGACUCUGUCACUGGAAGUGAGAUGGCUUCUGAUUUGCAGAGCCUUUCGAAACCCUUGGAGACAUCUUGGAAGGGCAAAGCAUUUCAGCUGAAUUGUAGUCUUGAAUCCGAUGCAAACUGUAAUGCCAGUGUCUGUCUGUUUUCAGAGACUGAUGUAUCAGUGCAUCUGCAGCAAGAUGUGAAUCUGGAGGCUGGUGCCUCCUCCAGAAAGAGUUCCAUCAGGAGUAACUUUUCCGACCACUGCAUUAUCACCAGAAUCUCCCCCACGUGUGACGCUGAAAGCCCAUCUGCUUGCCUGAGCUUUCCUGAUCUGCCUGUGGUCGGCCUGUCACCAUUGGAAGUAAACGAGAGAUCCACACAAGCUGAGGGCUCGGCUUCACCGCCCAGACCCACACACCAUGAAACAGUGGGUAACGUCUCUGCAACUCCCUGUGGACAACUGCCUGGCUUUCCUGGAGUUGCACAGGAUCUGGCCAGUCUGAGAUCUCCGGGCUCCCUGCAAGGGGACUGGCCUUCAAAGCCAAAGGCUGCCUCACUUAGUGCAUCUCUGUCAUUUUCACCUGGUACCUGUGAGAGGCAGCAGUGUGACCUGGCAUCCCCCAUUAGCAUCAACUCCAGUCUGUCUGCAGCAGAGAACAGGUCCAACGAUGUGGUGGUGGUCAUCGAUUCAGAUGAGGAAGUGGGAAUAAUUCAGAGUGAAGCAGUGCGACCCAGUUCACAGUCAGUGCCUUUGUCCCCUGCUCCAGAAGCUGACCCGAGUGCUGCAGGUAAAUCUGACGUAUUGUCAGCCCCCAAGGCUGAACAGCAAAACUGCAGGACAGCCGGACAGCAUUGGGGUGAAUCGCAGAGGGCUCGCGUUCCUGAGCUGUUGGGUGUUGCUAAGGAGCAUGGGCAAGGAAGCCAGGACGGGAACAUUGGAAGUGAGCUGACCCUCCGGCUCAGCAGCGAUGGUGAGCAGAACCAGCCAGACCUCGACGCAGAGCACUCGUGGCUGGUUUCAGCCACUCCCCUUCCGGCAGGAACCGCCUGCUCCUCCACACAGACUGAGCAGACUUUUUCAGAGAAUCAGACCGUGAAAAGAGGCAUGUUGUAUGAGGACCCAGUGAACCAGGAAUCCACCAGGUUAAAAACUAACAGUGUGGGAGAGGAGCUAACAGUGACAGCUACCCCAGAGAAGAACGCCUUCAGAAGGGUCCAGGAAGCAAGCCCGGCCAGUGAAUUGGAUUGUUUUGCAGAGAGCAGCUUUAACAAUCGGUCAUUGAGUGAUUCACCACCUUUGACCCCUUUUCCUCUAACACAGACCUCGGACUGCGUUGGCUGUACACCGUCAGCCCCGCCAGAGUCCUCACUGUCUGCCUCUCUCAGCUCGGAGGAGAAGGAAACCACAGACACCUCUGUGCUGGAGAUCGUGGACACCGAGGAGAAGACUACCACUCAGGCUGAACACUUUGAGGACGAACCCCCAAUGCCUUUUGACAAUGAUUUCUGGCCCUCCGAGAGUAGUCCAAGCAUUGAAGAGGCCUCCGCUAGCGGGACAGCCACUCGAGUGAUGAACUGGGAGGAAACUUAUCCCAUCGCUAACAGACAGAAUAAAAACAGCACCCCACUUCCAGAGAAAUCAAAUCCCACACCUUCCUUCCCGUCUGCAGAAGAGCUCAGUGCCAGAGACCCAGAGGAUGCCCUUUCCAGAAGACAGGAUCCUAGUUCUCUGGAUUCUAAAAUCUGGGAUGAUUGGGAAGAGGCGGAUCUACUUCCUGAGGUCCAGCGUGGACUGUCUCAGAAGCUGUCUGUCACUGAAUCUCAUCGGAGAACUUUAGAGCACAAUAUUGCAGUGCCUGUUGGUGGAAGGAGAACACACCACCAAACAGCACCCGUCACCCCGGAACCACCGUACUCAACAAUGGCCACACCCUGUCUGAAGAGAGAGCUGAGCAAGUUUGGUGUUCGACCAAUGCCAAAACGGAAAAUGAUUCUGAAAUUGAAAGAGAUUUAUGAUUACACACAUCAAACUGUUCAGCCAGACACCACUCAAAUAUCAUCUUCACUGAAAACAAAGCCGGUCCAACUGAGCAAACCAGGAAUAAGUUCAGCAGCCCAGCCGAAGACUGUUCCAUCACGGACUAAAGGUCUGAAACGCAGCUCAACUUCAGUAGCUAAAGGUUGCAAAAAGGAUUCUAAAGGACGUGUCAAGGCCACCAGUAAAAAGAAAGGAAGCGGUGUGCCAGACGGACUCAGACCUGAGGCCAAGCUGCCAGUCACCUCUGAAGUGGAGAACCAGCUGUCCUCGUCUCAAAGCUCCUCGUCCUCAGCAGUGAGUUCCUGUCUAUCAGAAAGGGUGUCGGCUGGUGAAUUUGACGACGUCUUCAGCGCUGAUUCAGAUGCCGAAGAGGAAUUCGGAAUCACGCCGUCACAGGCAGUGGUCCACGAGGCCGACACAAACAAGGCCAUACGGCAGUUCAUUCUGUCGAACCCCUCUCUAUACAGCGACAUCCUGCAGUACAAGCCCUUCGAGCUGUCUGACUUUCACCAGCAGCUCAGAGAUAGCGGCAUAAAGGUCUCCAAAAGCAAGCUGGUGGACUUCCUCGACGCUCAGUGUAUCACCUUCACCACAGCCAGAGCGCGGAAGGAGCUGAUUCAGCGGAAAAAGCUGGGAGCCGCCCGUGGUCAGAAAAAGGCGGGUCACAGCAAGAAGCGAGAGCAGGGGUGGAAGAUGCAGCUGUCUGCCGGGGUCAAAGCAUCGGAGUAACGCAGUGUUAAUUCAGGAGCUUUAAUCUGGUCAGAAUUAUUGACCUCUGUGGGAUAUUUUACUAAGCCUACCCAUCUCACACUGGAACCUUGUAACAGGAGCGAUACAAGCUCCAAUCUAAGGUGAACUUUGUCACUUUCAGCCAAGCUGCACUCAACAGUUUGAGACAAAGUAAAAUAAAUUCGGUGCCCAGAAGGUGUGCCCAUUCUGGGGGUGGGUAGAGCGAAUCCUGGGUAAGUGUAAUCAAAGCCUGGUGGAUUCAGACAUGGUGCUGACCCCUCACUACUGCUGGACAGUUCCUAGUGUGGCAUUGUUUUUCAUCUGUGUCGGCAUUCAUAAUUGUAAGCCACAUGCACUUGGAUGGGGAAAGCAAAAGCUUUCUUCAAAGGGAUUGGUUCAGUAACUGCACUUAACCCCUCCACUGGUCUCUCCUUUAAUACCUGUAGCCCAGUCUGUAUAAAUAUCCACAUAGCUGUAUAUAAUUGUAUUAAAAAAUAUUGUUCAAAACUUUGUAGCCAUGGCAGAGAGAAAAACUCGAUUAUUUUGAGUUCUGGAUGUAAGAUUUGCUUCACCAGUAAUGUUGACUUUUCUAUUGUACGUGAAGUUGACUUGACAAGUUUUGGUAAGUGAUGCCCAGUUUUAUGCAGUAGUGAUACAUUGUGUGUGUAUACGUUCCUGCCACUGAUGGAGUGAGUUGUAUUUCAGGCUGGUGAACUGUACAGAUUUUCUAUGAGAUUCAUCUGGAUGUUAGCAGAGUGCACCUACUAUUUAAAAAAUAUAAUAAACCAAGUACACUUUUA